AGUCCUGGCAUCACGAACGGGGAGAUGCUUGUAUGACUUGGGUUAUUUGCUUCACCGGUUGGUUUCUUUUACAGGUAUCUAACAUAUAUGUCUACCUAUCUACGUUGGUGCGCGUCUACAAUCUGUGUAUUCCCCAAAAUACCCCGUUCCAAGUAUGUCAGCAGCACCCGUUGUCGUGGCAAAGUUUCCAUCUCAACAAACUUUUCAUCCUUCCCAGAUACGUGUUCUCCCUAUACCCAGCAGUCAAAGGGGAAAGGGGGAAAAGAGGACAGCAAAAUGCCAACAAUACACGGCCAAUGGGGACACACGAUCCGCCGGUUUUCUUGGGCUGGGCUACUGAGCGAUAUGAGCUGAAGAUUACCAGCGCCCGUUGGAGCCAUACGCUCACAUGGAGCAGUCUUGGAUAUGUUCCCUCACUCUCCAAUUAAAAUCCAGAUAUUUGCAAAACAGAAAUUGUUCGCGAGGCGAGUCUCUUACGCGGCAUGUAGAGGUUUUGGUGCUUGAAGAGGUCCAGUACAACUUCCCAUGUCCAUCCUUUUUCACCUGAAUGAGAGGGCGCGAGCCAGUUGCUUUGGCCGGGAUGAACCUAUUAGCUUCUUAUUUCGGUAUCAACCGCGGAUGACGCACCAGAAAGUCUCGUCUUGGCCAUGUAGUCCGACUUUACCAGCAGCCCGCCUUGUCCGUAUGCCAUCUGCAAGUUGUCCUCCAUAUAUACCCAGCUAAUCUUCCGCCGUGCGGGUAUAUAUCGUAUGAUAACCCAGGAAACCCUGGCGUGUUUUCAACCUGUCCACUCUGGUUGUACUAAUCACUGGGCUCCAAAUCCUGGAAGAAGGAUAUAGAGGGCAACGAACUCGAUUUCGAAGUGGGUGGGAUCCGGCACAUGGGAGCUCUAGAAUGUACUUCAAUAGUAUUAGAGAGACAGCAGCACUAGGUAACAGGAUCAAUGUCAUCCAACAUUACAUCGCACUAGUUUCAAUACUGCUGUAUCGAUGAGAGCAAUCUGCUAGACAUGUACAUGGAUGUCCCAAGGUCAGCGUAGAGCGGAACAUAUUAUCCAUGCCGGAGGCUGUCUCGUAAUUGUUAGUGUAGACAAAGCAAUUAAUAGGAGAAGACGAGACGGAGGUAUGUAGCUCAAGUCCUGCAGAGAUUUGGCACUUUUGUGCAUAUUUUUCAAAUCAGCGCAGGAGAAGUCACGGUCAACGGAGUACCAAAUACUCAGAAGCCUGCCGAGGGCCAAGAGAAGAGAAACGCCAUCUGCUGCUCUGGAGAUUGUAAUCAACUAUCAUAAUAUGGCUGCUGCGGCGUGGUCAUCGCAGCGUCAAGAUAAUGGUGUACGAGUCCAGCAAAAAUAAUUGAUUAAUUAAAGGCGCGUGGUGUUGGAAUGUUGGCGCAGGCGUGGGCGCGCGGGGAAGAACGAGGACUAGCGAACCCUCGCUGGACCGACCAAGGUUUCGCUCUCUCUCGCCCGCUCUUUUCCUUUGCAUCUUCUCCUCAACCCUCACGCUAACUAUCGGCCACUCCCUCCACCCUGACCUCUUCAGAGCAUGUAGCGCUUCAGGUUGACAUCUAUGGUAUAUCUGGAGGUAUUGCUCUCUUUUUUGAUCUACCAAAUCUGCUUCCAAUUGCCAGUCCAGCUCCCCUAGCUACGAACAACCCCAAACCAAAACCACAUCCCGCCCCCAAUAAAGCAGCUACUCGUUUUCACACCGAACGGCCAUUCUAUUUUAUCUUCGACAAGAAAAUUGACAUCGUGACGGCUUCUGGCAUCUCUAUGUUUUGCUAGAAGGCUGUGUUCGCAAGUUGCAUUGCAGCAGGAGAUAGAUCCAUUCAGUCAUGACUCCACGUCGUUCCUCUCGCGCUCGAACAUCCCAACCAUCCGCCGCAAUGCAGCACACAAACUCAUCCAGUUCGUCAAACUCACUCAGCCGUGCCGAAAGGAGCACGCGCUCCAAUAACAUAAUCUCUUCCCCCCGCAGACCCUCCAUCCAACGCUCCGAGUCCACCGAUGACCUCGAGCCAAACGCUAGAUCCGACCUCCCACAAACGCGGCAUCGCCAUCGAGGCCGAAACAACGGCGAACCAGACGAUGCCCUCCAAGCUCCGGGCGAUGGAUAUGAUGAAGAAGAGGGGGAUGAAGAAGAAAUAACUAGAUGUCUCUGUGGGCAGCAGGACUACCCUGGGCUUCCGCUGAUCUACCAGGACGCAGGCAGCGCUAGCGCCACAAAACAGGGUAUGAAGGAGGACUCGACCCAGGGAGCUUCAGGUUCAGCUGAGGACAUGCAGUCCGACGAGCCUGGGAGCUUGUUCAUCCAAUGCGACUCCUGUAAGGUCUGGCAGCAUGGAGGCUGCGUGGGGAUCAUGGAAGUGGCAUCGAGUCCUGAUGAAUACUUCUGUGAAGAAUGUCGGAAAGACCUACACAAGAUCAUUACAGCUUCGAAUGGCCAAAAAUCGUCUCGCUAUCUACCAGUGGUUGGCUCGUCGUCCUCAUCCUCCUCUAGAUCCUCCUCCCUCGACAGUUCCCGAAACCCAAAGGAUAAAAAGACCCGCAGCAGUUCAGGGCCCCUCAGCACCAAGCGCCGCUCGACUAUGAAUAGCCGUGAUGCUGCCUAUGACGAGGAACAGCUGCGGCGAGCGAUUGAGGAGAGCAAGGAAGACACCAAAUCAAUCACUGACGACCUUGGAAGCCGUAGAGGCAAACGAAGUCGAAGCGACAGCGAAGCGAAUAAGCACGCUGCGAAGCGCCAACGUACCGGGUCUCCUGCCUCAUCUCUUUCAAAACAUAGCAACUCUGUAUCCCACCCACCGUCAGAUGACGAAAGCAAACCCAACACCAGUACUUCUCUCGAAGGCAAUGGGAAUAGAAAGACUAGAGGCGUGGCUAGAAUCCAGCGAGAGAGGGAAGCUCAAACUACGGACAAAGAGCCAGAAAAGGAGACAGCAGAGCCUAUAAACCGACGAAAGAGUCGCUCAGAUCGCAGGAAAGAUGAUGAAGAACCUUCCGAGACAGUCUCGCCAACAAAGACGGGCUCGGUUCCUCCCACUAUCACCCAAUCCACCCCUGACACGUCCAGCGUCAUAAACGAGCCAUCCAGCACAAAACCUUUGACCCGCAAAACGGGUCGUCCCCCAGCCCGCCGCGGUCGACUAGGUCGAAAUCAGUAUACUCGAGACCGCGACUCGGUAAACGGCAACGACAUCACCGGCAGUAUCAACUCUCCUCGUCGGGGCCAAUCUCGAGACACUGGGACAGGCGAAUCCCCUACAGGUGGCCAACUUGGAGCAAAUGGUGUCUACCUUAACGGCGGGGAAUCUGGAAAACCUAGUAAACCACGAUAUAUGAACCCGCAACGUACCACGAUGAACGAGAUGAAGAGGCGUGUUGCGGCCAUUCUUGAAUUCAUAUCGCAAUUACAGCUCGACUUGGCUUCUAGCCCAGAACAGAUCAGCGGGACUGGCGGAGAGCUGGCGUCUGGAGUGAAGGCGGCUGCAGCGCAAAUAGCCAAUGGCGACCAUACUCACGGUGAUCAAGCUACGACUGAUGUGGCAGAAAAGGUGGAUACAAAUGGGAGCACGCAGCCCAAGGAAAAGGAGUUUAAGGAUCUAACGAGCCUUGAAAUGAUGGAUGCCCUAACGAGGAAUCUUGUCAAGUGGCAACAGGAGUUUGGGAAGUAUGGAGAGAAGUGAGUUGAAAGAAAAGUGAAGUGAAAAAUGACAAACUAAGCCCUUCACUAUUUAUUCAUUGCUCCAUACACAUCAUGCUCUACAUGGACAUCUGCACAAACACUCUCCUGAUACCCAACCCGACCGACCACCUAGAUUACUCACGAUUAUUUUAUCCCCAUAGCUCAGAAAUCCGUCUCUUUCCCUUCUCGCCAAUUUCUUCUACUAUAUACCCCAAACCCCAACCGAAUCCCCUUACGAUUUUGUUCCCUGAUUGAUAUAAAUACGGACAAUGGCUUUGAGUCUUCCUCUCCCUUCCUGUACUGUACGAUAGAUAAGCGUUCUCCUUCUUUUUCAUUAUUGUCUAUACAAACCAUAUAGCUAGCUAGCUAGCUCUCCCCCUUCGUUUCCACUCUGGCCGCCUUUUUGCCAACUCGACACGAACUUCUUCCUAUUCUAUGACUAUACUAUUUUUACUAUAUGGUGCUGUUCACCAUACCCGACGAUGGAAAAACCGGCAUAUGAUACCAACACGCGAAGCGAGCUGCGAGAAGGGUAUACAAAAAGUUACUGGGCUUUUUUAUCUCUUUUCUCUCCUCCUUGUUGGCUUGGUUGGUUGUCAUUCCCCAUUCCAUUUUUGCAACCGGCGCCUACCCCCUUCGAUGUUGCAUUAUUCCAGUUUUCAACGUCCUCCCUUUUUCUUCUUCGUUGUUGUUGUUGGUAUUGUUAUUGUUAUAUUUACCCCACACGCUUGUUCUUUUCCCCUCGGGCUUCUUCGUGUCUUGCUACUCCCAUGUUAUUGGUAUUAUAGCUAGCAUGUUUCUUAUCUGAGGACUUUUCUUCUAUGAUUUUGUUCUUUUUAUUUUUGUUAUUAUCUUGGCAUAUAUUGAGGGGGGGGAACCAGCGGCGCAUGACUUCUGUUUUGUCUGUUGCUUUCACUACUAUUUUUCACUGAGCAUCUGUAUCACUGAGCCUUUAAUGGGCAAUGGUAAAUAAAUACCUAGUUCGAGUUGUUAAAGUCGCAAAGUUAAGGCUACUACUAGGUACCUACCUACCUAGGUACAUGUACAUGUACAGUAUAUAUGUAUAACCCCACCUCUGAAUAACCAGACCUCAGGGCUUUCUCACUCUUCUGCAACAACAAUUAAAAAUCAUCAGAAAAUUGAGAGUUAGUUUAGCUGGGCAUUUCUCAUGGCAACUGAUGAUGGACGAUGUGUGUGAUUGCAAAGCUUCCAACUUCUGUUGCUGAACCAGUCAGAAUUGUCGGACAUGCUGGUUGGUAUUAUAUUAUUAUAUCGAUCACAAAUGUCCUUUACUCAAAAGAUAUAUUGUAUCAAGGUCAAUUUUGACAAGUAUUUGAAAAUGUCUGAUCUUGACUUUUUAGCAGAUGACAGUCUUUAUUAAUAUUGUCCUUUUCUGUCUCCUUGUCUACUGUUGUUACCCUCUCAAAGGCUAAUAAUAAUGCUUACUCUCUCGGGCUUAAUAUGUUCUCGUACGUUUCUGCCUUAAUCAAUGUUCAGUCUUGCACCACUCCUCCGGAGAUGUUAGUUAUCGAAGAAAUGUUGAUGAAACCCUAUUAAGACCUAUCCGCCACUCUCCAUCGGACAUGCAAAGAUGGCGUCCUUGGAGUUGAGCAAAAUGGCUAGGCUCGUAAGGAUCGCAGGGGAAUGGUGAAGGAAGCACAUCAACAUAUUUAUGAUAACUACCGAGAAAGGACCGCGAAGAUAUGAAAAUUAAUGUGGUCAUUUUCACUAUCGGAGGAACGAAAUUUGUGACAUUUUUUUUUUUUUUUUUUU
This is a messenger RNA of Blastomyces gilchristii SLH14081, 5456 nucleotides long. RefSeq names its product transcriptional regulator. The transcript is spliced from 4 exons. Gene Ontology annotation, cellular component: Rpd3L complex; Rpd3L-Expanded complex. NCBI's taxonomy places the organism in Eukaryota, Fungi, Ascomycota, Eurotiomycetes, Onygenales, Ajellomycetaceae. Gene Ontology annotation, biological process: negative regulation of silent mating-type cassette heterochromatin formation; negative regulation of rDNA heterochromatin formation. The coding region runs from base 1834 to 3684 and encodes 616 amino acids. The record is from RefSeq and is a predicted model, not a curated record.